Messenger RNA from Psammomys obesus (fat sand rat), 1778 nucleotides. It is a transcript of the gene G3bp2, whose product is annotated as G3BP stress granule assembly factor 2. The transcript is spliced from 12 exons. The coding region runs from base 225 to 1673 and encodes 482 amino acids. Gene Ontology annotation, molecular function: mRNA binding. The record is from RefSeq and is a predicted model, not a curated record. Lineage: Eukaryota; Metazoa; Chordata; Mammalia; Rodentia; Muridae. Gene Ontology annotation, cellular component: ribonucleoprotein complex; cytosol.
CAAAGGGGGCGGGACGUCCGUGUUCCUGUAGCUGGCUGCUGCUCCAGGCUCUGGGGAAGAGGUGGCUGUGAGGGGCCUGAGCUCGCGGCUCUUUGGAUUCCGAAGCCUCGGGUUUAUUUGAGGGAGGAGAAUCUGCUGCGGCCGAUCCCGCGACACUCCUGACCUCCGCGCGACGUGCCCGCCGCUGCUGUUGGUUGGAGCAUUUGACAUUGUGCAGCAAAGAAAUGGUUAUGGAGAAGCCCAGUCCGCUGCUUGUGGGGCGGGAGUUUGUGAGGCAAUAUUAUACUUUGCUGAAUAAAGCUCCUGAAUAUUUACACAGGUUUUAUGGCAGGAAUUCCUCCUAUGUCCAUGGUGGAGUGGAUGCCAGUGGAAAGCCCCAGGAAGCAGUGUAUGGCCAAAAUGAUAUACACCACAAAGUGUUAUCUCUGAACUUCAGUGAAUGUCAUACCAAAAUUCGUCAUGUGGAUGCUCACGCAACUUUAAGUGAUGGCGUAGUUGUCCAGGUUAUGGGAUUGCUGUCUAACAGUGGACAGCCUGAGAGGAAGUUUAUGCAAACCUUUGUUCUGGCUCCAGAAGGAUCUGUUCCAAAUAAGUUUUAUGUCCACAAUGAUAUGUUUCGUUAUGAAGAUGAAGUAUUUGGUGAUUCUGAACCAGAACUUGAUGAAGAAUCAGAAGACGAGGUAGAAGAGGAGCAAGAAGAAAGGCAGCCGUCUCCUGAACCUGUGCAAGAGAAUGCUAACAGCGCUUAUUAUGAUGCUCAUCCUGUGACUAAUGGCAUAGAGGAGCCUUUGGAAGAAUCCUCUCAUGAACCUGAACCUGAGCCAGAAUCUGAAACAAAGACUGAAGAGCUGAAACCACAAGUGGAGGAGAAACACUUGGAAGAGCUAGAGGAGAAGUCUGCCACUCCUCCUCCUGCCGAGCCUGCUUCUCUGCCUCAAGAACCGCCAAAGGCUUUCUCCUGGGCUUCAGUGACCAGUAAAAACCUGCCUCCUAGUGGUACUGUUUCUUCCUCUGGAAUUCCACCCCAUGUUAAAGCACCAGUCUCACAGCCAAGGGUUGACGCUAAACCAGAAGUUCAGUCUCAGCCACCACGUGUACGUGAACAGCGACCCCGAGAGCGACCCGGUUUCCCUCCUCGAGGACCAAGGCCAGGCAGAGGAGAUGUGGAACAGAACGACUCUGACAACCGGAGAAUUAUUCGUUAUCCGGACAGUCAUCAGCUUUUCGUUGGUAACUUGCCUCAUGAUAUUGAUGAAAAUGAACUGAAAGAAUUCUUUAUGAGUUUUGGAAACGUUGUGGAACUUCGCAUCAAUACCAAGGGUGUUGGGGGAAAACUUCCAAAUUUUGGUUUUGUGGUUUUUGAUGACUCUGAACCAGUUCAGAGAAUCUUAAUUGCAAAACCAAUUAUGUUUCGAGGAGAAGUACGUUUAAAUGUGGAAGAGAAAAAAACGAGAGCUGCCAGAGAGCGAGAAACCAGAGGUGGCGGUGAUGACCGCAGGGAUAUCAGGCGCAGUGAUCGAGGCCCUGGUGGUCCACGUGGAAUUGUGGGUGGUGGAAUGAUGCGUGAUCGUGAUGGAAGAGGACCACCUCCACGAGGGGGCAUGGCACAGAAACUUGGUUCUGGAAGAGGAACCGGGCAAAUGGAAGGCCGCUUCACAGGACAGCGUCGUUGAAGUUCCACUGUCGGCAAAGUUUUGGCAGUGGUAUCUAACUCAUCGUGUUUGCAUUCUUGUUAAGUUUUUUUGGCUUUGGAAUGUGACACAGCCUUUUUGAUCAUU